Messenger RNA from Suillus plorans, 333 nucleotides. RefSeq lists its product as uncharacterized. Lineage: Eukaryota; Fungi; Basidiomycota; Agaricomycetes; Boletales; Suillaceae. The transcript has a single exon. The record is from RefSeq and is a predicted model, not a curated record. The annotation marks the transcript as partial.
CAACCAGUGCUUCAACGCACAUGCCGUCAGAAUGGUCGACACAUGAAUGUUCCUGCACAGUGGACUCACGGCAAGGACAUGGCCACCACGAGUAAUGCAACAGCUGAUGGGCUGAUCUCAAGUAUGGCGGCUUCCCACACAGACUCCAGGAUGUACAAUGAUGAAAGGUGGAUUGAAAGCAUUAGCUCUCAAGUCGUUGAAGCUCGGAAUUCUUUGAACAACUCGCUGCAAUCUGUAGUGAGGAGAUGCAGAGUUCUCUCUGCCAAGGAGGUUGGUGGCAACUUUCUCCUUAUGAUCAAUCAAAUUCAGCUCCUUGUCGAAACUCAAAGGUGA